This is a messenger RNA of Motacilla alba alba, 3035 nucleotides long. It is a transcript of the gene C2H5orf22, whose product is annotated as chromosome 2 C5orf22 homolog. The transcript is spliced from 9 exons. Lineage: Eukaryota; Metazoa; Chordata; Aves; Passeriformes; Motacillidae. The record is from RefSeq and is a predicted model, not a curated record. The coding region runs from base 51 to 1436 and encodes 461 amino acids.
GUGGGAGGCGCUGCGGGCGGAAGCGCCGCCCGCCCGAGGGCUGCGACGGCAUGAGCGGAGAGGAGCCGGGGCCCGGCGGUGCCUCCCGGCCCCGCGGGGCCUCCCGGCGGCACUACCCGGCCCUGCCCGUGUGGGUGGUGGAGGACCACCAGGACGUGCUGCCUUUCAUCUAUCGUGCCAUUGGUUCAAAGCAUCUUCCUGCCAGUAACAUCAGUUUUGUUCAUCUUGAUUCCCAUCCAGACCUUCUUAUUCCUGUGAAUAUGCCUGCGGACACCGUAUUUGACAAAGAAACUCUUUUUAGUGAAUUAAGUAUUGAAAACUGGAUUAUGCCUGCUGUUUAUGCUGGCCAUAUUUCUCAAGUAGUGUGGCUUCACCCACACUGGGCUCAGCAGAUCUCAGAAGGGAAACACAGUUUUCUAGUUGGGAAAGAUAUAUCAACAACAACGAUCAGGGUUACAGGCACAGAUAAUUACUUCUUAAGUGAUGGUCUUUAUGUUCCUGCUGAUCAGCUAGAAAACGAGAAGCCUUUAAAUUUGCACGUCAUUCUCAUCAAUCCUACUGAAUCAUCAAACAGCCGUGAAGGAAAUGGCGAAAUAUCAUCUGCUAAAAGACUGAAGUUAAAUACAGAUGACACAGCAAGUGCCACUUCUGCCUCUUCAGUGGCUCCUGGUGACUUUGAUCAAAUCAUCCAGAGUGUGAAGAAAAAGGAAAUACAAAAUGCAGAUGCCCUAAAUGGGGCAGAAACUUUGGCAGAGGGCUCAGCUUCAAGCUGUCUUAAAAACAGUGAAUGCCCAAUAAGGGACAUUGCUAAAGAUGUCUGCCAAGUACUGCAGAAGGGGGAUGCAUAUGUUUUGGACAUCGACUUAGAUUUUUUUUCAGUUAAAAAUCCAUUUAAAGAAAUGUACACACAGACAGAGUAUGAGCUUUUGCAAGAGUUGUACAAUUUCAAGAAGCUACAUAAAAAUGCAACAGAGGAAGACUUGCUGGAUUGUGUUGAAAACCGUGUUCAUCAGCUGGAAGAUCUGGAAGCAGCAUUUGCAGAUUUGUGUGACAGUGAUGAUGAAGAAACCCUACAGAAAUGGGCUUCGUAUCCUGGAAUGAAGCCACUUGUUCAACUAGUUCACAGUUUGAAAACCAGGAUGGAAAGCCCAGACUAUGAAAUGGUCCAUCAAGCUGGUCUAACCUGUGAUUAUGUGGAGCUUCCUCACCACAUUAGCACUGAAGAUGAGAUUGAAGGCCUCAUACAAUCCAUUAAAGUUCUACUGACAGAUCUGCCCAAGCCCACACUGGUGACAGUUGCUCGAUCAAGUUUGGAUGACUACUGCCCUUCAGAGCAGGUUGACAGCAUUCAAGAGAAGGUUCUCGAUUUACUUCGUUCAGUGUAUGGCUCACUGGAUGUGCACUUAGAUUACUCAAGCACUUCAUCUUCUUCGUGACCCUUAUUCGUGUGUUGCUGUCUAAUGCAGAGGAUUAAUUUAAAGUGUUCAUUAGUUGUGAUUGCAAGGGGAAGACUGCUGUUAUGUCAGCAGGUGGCACUAGAACCCAAGCUGACCCAGCUAGGGUUUGAGUUGCAUUGCUUUCUCCACGUUGGCUGCAUCUGAACUGUUACCUGUUUGGCUUUAUUCAGAUUAGUGCUGUAAUUCUUAUUUUUACUGUCUUGUUUCUUAAAAUUGGUGCAAGAGAAACGACUUUUUGUCUAUAAAUUGAGGGGUUUUGUCCCAUUUCUUUGUGACUGUAAAAAAAAAAAAGUAAUUUCUUAAAAUGGUUUUCUGUUGUGUAUGUUUUUUGUAAUUUGGUAACAGAUUUGCUCCUGAGUUGUAUUAUGUCUUUUAAAAACUGGUCUUAAAAAUGCCCUUAAAACUGUUGGUCCAUGUAGUGAUCUUUCCUAUGUGUUGUGCUGAGAUGACCCUCUCAUUUAUCUAGAGCAGCUCAUGGCUUCUGCCCCAUCCAUAGAAUGUCAUUUAUGUACAUUUUCUGGUUUGUGUUAUUUUGCCUUAGAGUAUUUUAUUGGUGGCUUAGAUAAUAUCCCUAACGUACAGACAUUGGGCUGAUAUUUUCAUUUUUACAUUAUUUUGUGGAUAAAAAGGAUAAAGGAGGAUAAAAAGUAUGUGUGCAUGCGCAUGCUUUUAUGUUUUAAAUCCUGUAAGGAAUUGAUGGCUUCUUCAGAAACAAAGAUUUUGCUUCACUGAAAUCAGCAGCAAAACAUUCUGUACUAGGUUUUCACUCAUUUCGGUGUUGCUAUUUAGGAAAUAACAGUUUUAGAACUAUUUAAUUUAGAAAUCAAUAUAGUUAUAGAGAAAACUGUCACUUUCAGAGGAAAAAAUCCCACAGGAUUUAUUGGGAAUGAAACUGAAACAGGAAAGAAAAUGGUGCCUAGAAUAUGGUGUUUUAUUAUGAAUAAAUUUUGCUUGUAAUUUCUUCUGAAAUAACGGAGUUCAUUUACUUUACUCUUUGCUUUACAGAGACUUUGGGCACUCUUAGAGUUUUUUAAUACUUCUGUUGUUGGUAAAAUGACUAUAUUAUAGAUUGUAAAUAUAUCAUUCCUUUAAAAUAUUUGUUCUGUACUCCAAUAAAUUCCAUGACCAUGGAUCCGUUUUAUUUGUGGUUUUGUGACAUGUCUGUCACAAGGAGCCUUGGAGCCAGUAUCCUUAAUACUUCAUAAAUUAUAAACAACCAUACAUUGCGUACAGCAAUGAAGUGCAGUCAGAUUAUGUGCUGCUUAUGUAAAGAUUUGUUUUUUUUAAUGUUAAAGAUCCUUCGUGCUGGGCUUUUCAUAAGGUUGUAGAAAACAAAAAACCCAUAUGGGGCAUGGCUGAGCCCCUCCUGGGUGGGCAGGUGCGAGCUCGUUUUCCUUGUGGAAAGCCUGGGGGGCUAGGGAGGGCAAAACGCUGCCUGGCAGUCAGGGCUGAGGGAUCCAAGUGAGGGAACCUUUAGUAUAGACCAAAUCCAACAGUGCCUGCAUCUCUGCCUGAAUGCUGCUCUGGGGUGCCUUGUUUGGUGAGGUAACAAAAUUAAACUUACUUCUUUGCAUUUUA